CACACUCCCUCCACCUCCUCCUCCUCCAGAGCCGCCGCCGCCGCCGCUUCUUUCUCCACGUGAAUGGGAUUGAUUUCGUUUCUUCAGGAAGAAAGAAGAAAAGAAGGAGGAAAGAAAAAGAAAAUUUCGUGAUAAAAUCCCGGCUUCUGCGUGUUCCUAAUCUUAUCCUGCCCUGGAUGCUUCUGUAAAACCUUCAUAUACACGCACCUCUUCUGGUUUGAAGUUACUGAGUUGCAAGUGUGAAAUGGCUCAGAUUCAGAUUCUUCACCCACCCUCCGCGCUAUCGCAGCCUCUGAUGGGCGGCAUGGUUGGCCAGAGCAUUCCCUCUGUUAUUGGUGCUCUGCCAUCGGAGAGUGCAACUCGGCCUGUUCAAAGCUCCGCUUUACCCUCCGCAUCUGCUACUUCCAACGACACAGCUGCAGUUCUUUUAAACAUGACAAACCCCAAAGAGAAAACCCCCAUGUGUCUUGUGAAUGAGUUAGCCCGUUUCAACAAGAUCCAGCCAGAGUACAAGCUUUUGAAUGAACUUGGUCCAGCUCAUGCGAAGGUCUUCACCGUGCAGCUGACGCUUGGUGACCAGCACUGGGAAGCCGAAGGAAGCAGCAUAAAAAAAGCCCAGCAUGCAGCAGCCGCGAAGGCCUUAGCAGAGACCAGUCUCCCAAAGCCGCCACCUCGUCCCCCACGUAAUGAUUCAAAAAAUCCUGACAGUGUUACUCCUACAGUAGAGCUGAAUGCUUUAUGCAUGAAAAUGGGAAAGAAACCAACCUACAGACCAAUUGACCCUUACCCUGGAAUAAGAACAAACUACAAUAUGCUGAGAAACAACGCUUACCCUCAAAGGUAUUUCUACUCAUUCCCUCCCGUUGGACCGGUCACUUAUCAAGUAGAGCUUGCGAUUGGAAACCAGCAGUUCCAAGGAAAGGGAAGGUCUCGACAGGCUGCUAAACAUGAUGCUGCUGCUAAAGCGCUAAAAGCCUUGCAAAAUGAAACUCUACCAUGCAAGUUACCUACGGUAAGCGGGAAAGAACUUGAUGAUGAUCUGAAUAAAUCUGAAAUAAGUCAAGUAUUUGAGGUAGCACUAAAAAGAAAUAUGCCAGUGAACUUUGAGGUAAUAAAAGAGACUGGCCCUCCACACAUGAAGAGUUUUGUAACCAAGGUAAUAGUUGGAGAAUUUUCGGCCGAAGGGGAAGGGAAGAGUAAGAAAAUUUCCAAGAAAGUCGCAGCAAUAGCUGUUCUGGAGGAACUCAAGAAAUUACCACCACUACCCACUGUAGAAAAAGUGAAACCGCGUAUAAAAAAGAAAACCAAAUCAAUAGUAAAGCUACAGACAAGUCCAGAGUAUGGGCAAGGAAUGAAUCCAAUCAGCCGUCUGGCUCAAAUUCAGCAAGCAAAAAAAGAAAAGGAGCCUGAAUAUACUUUAAUGGUAGAACGAGGUCUUCCUCGCCUAAGGGAAUUUGUUAUGAGGGUUAAAGUUGCCAAUCAGGUGUCAGAGGGAAUGGGUCCAAAUAAAAAGGUUGCUAAAAGAAAUGCAGCUGAGAAGAUGUUGGAACUUUUAGGUUAUAAAGUUCCUCAGCCCCAACCGCCUAAACCAGCGUUGAAAACUGAGGAAAAGCCAACCAUGAAAGAACCUACUAAAGGUCGAAAAGUGACCUUCUUUGAACCUGGUUCCUCUGGAGAAGACACAAUAGCAGGUAAUAAAGAUGGGAACAUCCGUCUAGAAGAUGAAUUCCGGAUGCCUUAUUCCAGCCACCAGCAGCUGCCGGCUGGAAUUCUCCCCAUGGUUCCCGAGGUGGCCCAGGCUGUUGGAGCUAUUCACGGGCAUCAUACCAAAGAUUUCAACCGGCCGGCUGCAAACCCAGCAAUGGCCACAGUUACUGCUCUGAUUGCAAGAGAACUGCUAUAUGGUGGCACCUCCCCAACAGCUGAAGCUAUUUUGAAGAUUAACCCUACAGCACGGAAACCACAUCUGCUACACAGCACUCUUACCAGGCCUUCUGAACAGCUGGAUUUCCUGGCUAGUGUUCAGGAAUUACAGGUUGAAUAUAAAGACUUUCCAAAAAACAAUAAAAAUGAGUUUGUAUCACUGAUAGACUGUACUUCUCAACCUCCCCUGAUGAGCCACGGGAUUGGAAAAGAUGUGGAAUCCUGUCAUGAUAUGGCUGCACUAAAUAUCUUAAAAUUGUUGUCUGAACUGGACCAACACAAUGUAGAAAUAUCAAGAACAGGAAAUGGACCAAUUGCUGUAUGUGUUAAACAAGAAAUUGACGGCGACUCUCUCAUCAAACCGGCUAACUCAAACACUUUAGGACAAACCCUGGAUGUCACUGACUGAAAGCCUUUUAUUGAUCCCAAAGCUCCAAGCACCAGAAAAAUCGGAUGCUUCCUGUUCUGUGACAUUGUAACUUCUGUUUUAGACACUUACAGUUUGAAUCUUGCUGUAGUAUCUAAAUCAUUAAGUUGCUUACCUUUUUAAAAUAGUGACGCAUUUCAACAUUAAUUCAAUUUUUUUGAUGAAGGAAAUUGUUCAUAAUUUUUUCAUUGGAACCUUGUUCACACCCAACCUCCGACAGCAAAAAAUUUGAAUUUCUUUUGAUGCCUCUCCAAUAGUACAUCACAUGAUGAUUUGAAAGAUUGCUAAUGUUUUUGAUCACUUAACAAAAACCGGGUCAUAUCCAGCAUAUGUAGUUCAUGAUUUGGUUUCUGUUUGAAUUGGCCAUUAGGAAUAUAAACUGGUUUGGUUUGCAAACCUGAUGUUAGUGAUUAUUUAAAAUGGAGUGUGCCUCUAUUUUCAUAACUCUAUUGUAUAUCUCAAGAUGAAUUUAGACUAAAAAAUUUAGUCAAGUUGAGUAAGUUGUAAAGACUACCUGUUUUUUUUUUCCCCCUCCCUCUUUGGAAGAAAGUAUCAAGUAAAAUGUUGAGUCUUCUAGAUCGUUUCUUUCUUAAUCUAAAAGUUUUUUUUAUAAACUUGGUAAUUCUAAAGGAAUAGGUUUUGUUUUUAUAUGAAACUUGUUUUUAAUUUUCAAAGGUGCACAAGAAUUACAUGGUUGGAUAUGAUCUGUUACUUAGCUUCUACCAGAAACUGCAGAUUACUAUACAUUUCGGUGUAGGGUAAAAUGUAAGAUGUUGUGUUGUACUUAAUGCUUUGAUGUAAUGUUCCAUGUGAUGUACACAAAGUGUGUACAGUAAACUUUUUUGCCUAUGGUCCAAGUAAAGCACGAAACCCUUGCCAACUUGCAUACUACGUCAACAAAUUGUUACUUUACUUUUGGACUUUUUCUCCCCAUGUAUUGUACCUAUGGAAUGGAGAAGUAAAAAUUGGUGUUUGUGCAAAAGUACUGGUGGCUUUUUUAGCAUAACAUUUUAUUAACAUGAGGCAGAAUUAAAGAAGUUGACAGUAAAGACAAAAAUGCUGAUUUUUUUUGUUUCAGUCAGAACUGCUAAUGUGCAAAAAAAAAAGAAAGACUGUUGGUGCUGAUCUUUGCUUUCAUUUGUGGUAUUUUUUCAAUUAGGUCUCCAAACAGCUAUGCUAUUUCCAUGUGCAUUUAGUACAGCAUUAAAUUUUAGAAGUUGAUGUUAAAGUUCCUGAAAAUGCUAAACGUUACAGUAAUAUUUUAGCUUAAAAAGCCAUGGUCCAAAUGAAAAGCAUAUAACUCCUUUAAGUGGUGCUGUAAUUCUCCGUUGUGCAAGGUAUAAUUAACCUUGUGUGAAUGUAUAUAAUAUAUAUAUAAAGUUUAUAUUACAGUAAUAGUCUGAGAAAUGUAUGCCAUUUGAUAGUCACAUUUGGACAACUUUGGAUCACCAGCAAGGGGUUCAGGAUUUUAAAGUGAAGCAAACCUUAAAGUUCCGAAAGGUAAUUAAUAUACAGAUCUUUAAUGAAUUUAAUUUUUUUCAGUACAUUUCAGCAUUUCAAAACUUGCUGUUACACCACUGUUUGAUUCAGAUGUUAGUGCAACUCAACUGUUCAGUUGUCAAACAGUUUGAAUUUUUAAACGUGCCUGAAAAGGCUGCAAGACCCCAAUUUUUUUCAACUUUUAUUAAUCAUUAUCAAAAAAAGUUAACAGAAGUUAGUUAUUGAAUUUCUUCACCUAUGGGAUACAUAGUGUGAUUAUAGCAGGAUGAUGUGUACCCAGAACAUAGCAUUAAUUUAGUUGAGUAGAAUUUCCAAUUCAGUAUCUGAUUUUGAGUUUCACUGUUUACUGGAGCCUAUUUUGAUCAAUGUUUUUUGUAUUUCAACAAACCGGAGAAGCACACCUUUUCCAUUAACUCAGCUUUAAUGGACACAGCUUGAACCUAUGCCAAGGAAGCAUUAGCUGAGGUGUAAUUGGGUAUUUGUCUUGAAGACGUAAUAAGGCGCCAUAUGAAAUUAACAAGUAAGGAUUAUUAUUAUUAAGAGGGGUUAGUGUGAAAUGUCUGGUAAUGUAAGCAACUUCUAUUUGAAUCUUAGUGAGAGAAGUUGCUUUUCUGAAUGUACUUGACUUGAAACUUACAUAAACCCGUUAAAGCCUACUUAAAAACCAUUAUUGUGAUUAGAUGUCCUGUGGUAAUUCAGAAGUUAUCAUUCGGGAUCUUUCAAAUGAAACGCUUGUGUGCUUGAAUGUUGUAAAUACUGUAGGCUUGCGUUUCACUCCACUGGUCAUAGGAUAUAGCUACUAAGUUGUGCAGCUAAAAUUCCUCAUCCAUAUUUCUGAUGCAGCUGAAUCUUGGGAUGAAAUUGUUUUGGUGUUAUUGUCAGGCAAAGUCUUGCCAUAAUCUUUUAAAAGAUCAGGUUGCAUACACUCUUGCUAUGGUAGGUUCAUGGAUAUUGAUAACCCACGAGAAGAUUUAAGGUCUUGAAUAUCUAUAUGAGCUUUGAGGUAGUAAUGGCUUGUUGAUGCCGGUUGUGAACCUGGAAACUCUUCUGUCCUUUGAACCCUCAAAUGCUGAUCACAACAGUUGAUUUCAGUCAUGCAAAAGAAUCUCCCUAGAUUUAUAUUCUGCAGUAAUCAGUCUGACUGACAUCUUUCUACAUAUUAGCUUCCCCUUUUUGGCAACACUUGUACCCAGUCUUAUUCCGGAUUUUAAUGUGCCAUUUUUAACACUGCUAUCUCCUUUCACACUGUUAAAUUCUUCCCAUUUGAGCAUUGAACAGUUUCUGUCAAUGAUCUGCCCAUAUUAAUGUAUUUCCACGACAUAUGUAUAGAAUAUUGCCUGGUCCUCCCGAAUCUGGGGAAUCCUGCAUACUUGCAAGAAAUUGCCAGGCAUCCUGAUUUUGCUAUCAAAAUGGCAUAUAUUAUGAACUACAGAAGUCCAAACACCUAAUGUUGUACGAGAAAAUUUUAAAAGUUUAUUUUUUAAAAGAAAUUGAAGCAGCUUGUUCAACUUCCUAUAUCAAAACUAGCUUCUGCAAAUGGUCAUCAUGUUUUUAAAGCUUUAUAUUCUAUAAGAAUUCCAAGUUGAUUUGGGCCAUUGUCUCUUGCUUUGGUCUUUUUAAAUGCAUUUUAAGGGAUUUAUGUCAAGCCUAAUAAAUUAAACAUUUCCUGGAGCUGUUUGACAUCCUACAAUGGAACAUUAAUCUUCAAAUUUUAAGUUGAUUAGGUUUUCCUUCCCCAGGCACCUAACCGAACUGCAAUCUAUUCAUCAGCUUCCCCGGUUAACAUGAUAACUUACUGUUUUGCUGUGAUAGUUUUACCCUUAAAGUACCUAAUAAAAUGCUUAUUUCAGAACGUA
Messenger RNA from Callorhinchus milii (elephant shark), 5706 nucleotides. It is a transcript of the gene stau1, whose product is annotated as staufen double-stranded RNA binding protein 1. The record is from RefSeq and is a predicted model, not a curated record. Bases 245 to 2332 code for a protein of 695 amino acids. The transcript is spliced from 15 exons. NCBI's taxonomy places the organism in Eukaryota, Metazoa, Chordata, Chondrichthyes, Chimaeriformes, Callorhinchidae.